Molecule: messenger RNA, 5631 nt
Organism: Ceratotherium simum simum (southern white rhinoceros)
Lineage: Eukaryota; Metazoa; Chordata; Mammalia; Perissodactyla; Rhinocerotidae
Source: RefSeq, a predicted model, not a curated record
AUGUUAGAAAAAAAAGUCAUAGUUUAUGAUUAUAGAUGAGGAGGAAGCGGUAGUCUGCACACCACCUCCGCCUGUGUGUGGCCAACAAGCACACGACUUCUCCCGGGGCAACUGCCAGCGGAAGGCCAGGGCCCUUCCCCGCAGGCCUGGGGGGCUUGAGAGAAAGGCCAGCACCUUCCCGGGUGUGAUCACUCAGGUAGACAGCUUCACCCAGGGCGUCUCCCAGUCUCCGGAGAAACGCUUCCAGCCAACAGCGUUCCUUAGUCCCCAUGGCAACAAAGGCCUGCACUCUUGUUUCCAAGGAAACCCAGCCCUCAGCGUUGCCGUUGCCACAGCAACACCUAAGGGCUCGGUUGGCCACGCAGUCCUACCAACCCAGAGGGGGCAGCUGGGUGCCCAAGACGGGGAGCCAGGUGCCAAACAGGUGUGGGGCCUGUGCACCAAAGGACCUGGCCUGGCCAGGGUCCCAGGAGGAGGCACGCCUGGCAGCAGAGCCCCAGCUUUCUCUGGGGUCCUGUGCUCCAGCCCGAGAUGAGUUCUGUCUCCAGCGAUCCCAGCGAUGGGGACGCUGCCGAGCGGUCCCGGCUGGGGCUGGACGCCGUGAUCCAGAGGCUGGAGGACACCAUCCUGAGCCCCAUGGCCAGCAGAGAAGACCGAGCACUGACCAUGUGUGGGGAAGGCUGGCGGGCUUCACCCACCCCCGUGCCUGCCCGCAUCCGUGAGAUCGUGGCCAGUAGCCUGGGCGAGGAGCCACCCCAAGGGGUGCAAGAGCCACCGGCCGCCUCGGCCAGCAUGCAGGAGGAGAACGAGCUCCUGCAGGAGGAGUUGUCCCGGCUGGAGGACCUGCUGGCCCAGGCGGGCGCCGAGCGGGACGAGCUGGCCAGCAGAUAUCAUGCCGUCAGCGAGCGGCUGCAGGCCAGGCUGCAGACCACAGAGGCUCGGCUGCGGAGGGCGGAGCUGGAGCACAGCGUGGACCUGGAGGAGGCCCUCGGCCGUCUGGAGGCCGCCGAGCAGAGGAGCACAGGCCUCUCCCAGGUGAACACUUUGCUGCGGGAACAGCUGGAGCACAUGAAGAAGGCCAAUGACACGCUGGCCGAGGAGCUGGCCAGGACGACGGGCAGCAUGCUCCACCUGCGGGGCGAGCUGGAGCUGAGGGAGGCACAGCGAUGGACUGAGAGAGAGGUGCUCCCCCCCUUUCGCCCAUUGACCCCACAUGCGCACUCGGGGAAGUCCCGGCACUUCCUGCUCCUACGGAUGCAGGUCACAGCACUCCGCGCACACCUGGCUGAGCUGCGUGCAGCCACUGAGGGGGCUCUCGCUGACAUGCGAGCGGAUGCGGCCAGGACGGCCCGGCGCCUGCACACGGCCUGCCUGAACCUCGACUCCAACCUGCGGCUGUCGGCCAGCAGCGGGGCCGGCACCCUGGAGCAGCAGGCCCUGCAGGGCGCGCGGCUGGAGCGGCAGCUGCGGGACAAGGUGCGGGAGAUGCUGCAGCUGCAGGGCCGCUGGGAUGCGGAGAAGGUGGCGCUCCAGGCCAGACUCUCCGAGCAGACGCUGCUGGUGGAGAAGCUCACAGAGCAAAACUCGAAGAAGGAGAGAAGCAUCUCUUCCCUCAAAAUGGACGUUCAGAACCUGGUGCGUGGGGCUGGAAGGCGGUGACCCUGCGGUGGGGGCUGCACCCUAAAGGUGGCCCAGGCAGACGUGGGGUGCCCAGAGCUGGCAUGGAGCAGCAGCACUGAAGGCGGGGAGGCGCGGGACCGACUGAGGAGACCCCCACGCACUGCGUCCCCCCACCGGAGCAUGUCCCCGCCAUGGGCUCGCUCCCCAGCUGCCCUGGACCCCGCACUGCUGGCCGUGCAGGCAGCCAUUCAGAGGCGGCAGCAGCAGGAGCAGGUGGGUAGCCGCGCCCACGGGGUGCAUCCUUUCUGGGGAAGUCUGUGGUCAAAGGCCUGUCCAGGCCAGAGAGAGCUCACCUUACACCCCCACACCCAGGAGCUGCGCCUGCAACUGGAGUCCUCCCAGGCGGUGGCGGCCGGGCUCCGGGAACAGCUGUUGGAGAGCCAGCGGGAGCUGCGGGCCUCACGGAGGCUCCUGCAGGAGCGGGCACAGGAGCAGGCGCGGGAGUGCGAGGACCUCCUGGGCAAGCUGGAGGCGCAGAGCCGAGAGGCGCAGCACUGCAGGGCGACCAGCGAGCUCUUGGGAAGGGAGAAGAAGGCUCUGGAGUCAGUAGUGGAGGAGCUGCGAGGGAAGGCGGACGCUUCAGGCAUGGAGAAGCAGAGGCUGGAGGCCAUGAACGCUGAGCUGCAGAGAAGCCUCCUGCUGUGGGCAGAGCAGAAGGAAGAGCUGGUCCAGCAGGGCCAGCGGGGCCGGAGGGAGCUGGAGACAAGUCAAGGGCGGCUGGAGCAGCUGGAGGAGAAGGUCUCGGGGCUCAAGAAGGAGCUGGUGUCGGCCCGGGAGGCGCUGAACGCAGCACAGCUGCAGAGGGACCUUUUGGAAAGCGAGAGGGAGGGUCUGCGUGCCGCCCUGGCCCGGGCCGAGUCCAGCAACACUGACCUGGAACUGCUUGUGUCCCGGCUGAAGUCAGAGGGGGUGGAGCAAAGGGACUCUCUGGCCAAGAUGGCCACCCUGAUGGAGGGGCUGGCUCAGGACAAAGGCGCCCUGAACCACCUGGUCCUGCAGCUGGAGCAGGAGCGGGACCAGCUGCGGGAGCAGCAGAAGGCUCUGGAGCGAGAGCGGGCAGGUUCCCAGGAGCAGCUGGCACAGGCGGAGCAGCAGCUGGAGCUCGUACAGGCUGAGCGGCGGGGCCUGCAGCAGGACUGCGGGCGCCUGGAGGAGCAGCUGGAGCAGCUGGAGGGGCAGGCGGCCCAGCUCCAGCGCGAGAGGGCCCAGCUGCAGGAGGAGGUGGGCCAGGUCACAUGCAAGAAACAGGCCCUGGAGGAGCAGCUGGCCCAGAGCCUGCAGGACCGGGAGGCCCAGAGGGAUACUCUCCAGAGGGCCCUGCAAGAGAAGGAGGCUUUGUCUGAGGAGCGGACUCAGCUGCUGGCCCAGCAGGAGGCCCUGGAGAGGCAGGGCUGGCUCACGGCUGAGGAGGCAGCUGAUCUGAGGGCCCAGAGGGAUUCCCUGGAGAGCAGCCUCUUGGAGGCCGAGCAGCUGGCGAUGCAGCUGCAGGCGCAGCAGGAGCAGGUAGAACGAGAGGCCCAGAGCGCACGGCUGGCUCGGCAGGCCCUGCAAGUGGAAAUGGAGCAACUAAAAAGCACCUGGGAGGUCCUGGAGACAAAGCUGCAGUGGGACGUGGGGCAGCUCCAGCAGCAGGUGGCGCAGCAGGAGCGUGAUGUGCAGCUGGCCCUGGAGAGCCAGGCACUGGCCCACCGCGAGGACCUAGCGCGGCUCCAGAGGGAGAAGGAGAGCCUGAGUCUGUCUCUGACAGAGGAGAAGGAGGUGGCAGCACGCCGGUUGGAACAGCAGAAGGAGCUGGUGGCAAAAAGUGCAGCCAAGAGGGAGGCUCUGAAGGAGGAAAUUCAGAGCCUGAAGCAUGAGCGGGAUGAGAGCCUCCUCCAACUGGAGCAUGAAACGCAACAGGCCCUGUCUCUGAAAGAAGCAGAGAGGAGCCUGCUGCGGGAGGAGCUCUCCAGGGCCACGCAGGAGCUGGAGCAGGUCCGGCAGGAGGCCCAGAACCGGCAGGAGCAAGCCGAGGCCACCAUCAGUGCCACGAAUGCAGAGCUGAAGGCGCUGCAGGCCCAGUUUGAGGACGCCAUCUCAGCCCAUCAGACAGAGGCCACGGCCUUGAGCGAGAGUCUCCGGGAGAUGGCGGCAGAGCGAAGCAACGCAGGGAGAGAGGCCGAGAGGCUGCGGGCACAGCUGGAGGAGGCCCAGGAGGGGCUGGCCGCGCUGCGCCGGGAGCUGCAGGGCAGUGAGAAGAGCCAAGAGGGGCUGCGCAGGGAGGCCCUGGAGGCCCGUCGGGAGCUGGGCGACGAAACCCGCGAGAAAAACAUGCUGCAGCAUUCCAACACCAAGCUGCGGGCCGCCAUCCUCAGGGCCGAACAGGAGAAGGCCAGUUUUAAGCGUUCCAAGGAGGAGAAGGAGCAGAAGGUGCUGGUCCUGGAGGAGGCCCGAGCUGUGGCUCAGAAAGAGGCCAGCGAGCUGCGGGCCAGCCUGCAGGAGGUGGAGCAGGCACGGGAGGCUGCCCGCCGGGAGCUCCAGGAGCUCCACAGAAAGGGUGUCUGCUCCAAGCGCCACAGAGCGUCCUGGCCCCAAAGAGGAGGUGCCAAGUGUGUCUGUGGAGGGGCUCAGGGAGCCAGCUCCAAGGAUGUGGUCUUGUGGGGGCACAACACAGCCCCCCAGGACAUGUCAGGGGUCAGGAAGGGCCCACUGGCCACCCCGGCCCCUCCCAGCACAGAGGCCCAGGCAACUCCAUCAGUGCAGGCCCCACCCUCCCAGGUGAAGACACUGGAGGCCGAGAAUCAGAGGAGGAGCCAAGAGGUGAACUGGCUGCAGGCCCGGGUCACACAGGAUGCUCAGCGUCGGCAGCAGAGCCGGCAGGAGGCGUUGGAGCUGCAGAGGCAGGUGGCCGAGGUGGAGGCCACCGGGAAGGAGGUCCUGAGGCUGCAGCGAAAGUUGACGGAGGUGGAGGCAGGAGGUGAGGCCCGGGAAAGGCAGCUGGAGGAACGCCUGCGCGAGAGCCAGGGAACCGAGCAGACCCUCCGGGCUGAGCUGCGCAGCGUCUCCGGGAAGCUGCAGCAGGCCAGCAGCAUGGCUGACGGCCUCCAGGCUCGCCUGGACGGGGCCUGCCACCGGAUCCACAGCCUGGAGCAGGAGCUGGCCCAGGCUGAGGGCGCCAGGCGGGAUGUGGAGGGCCAGCUGGGCCGGCUGUGGGCCACACUCCACCACGGCCUGGGGUUCUGGGGACAGAGCCCCUCCGCCUCCCCCAAGCGGCCCGGCGCCCCCACCAAAGGCUCGCACAGCUCCCAGAGUCACUCCGGGCAGCAGAGUGCCAGUCCCCCCGCCAGGUCCCACUCACCCCUCCGAUGGCCCUCACCAGCACCCGGAGACCACGGCCCAGAGGUGGACGUGGCCUCUGUGAGGGACGCCCUGAGAGACUUCGCGCAGAAGCUGCAGGAUGCCCAGCGGGAGCAGGACCACUGGCGCUUCCAGGCGGCAAGGCUGAGCAGCCAGCUGAACAAGGCAGAGAGCGAGCGCGCCCGAGCCCAGAGCCGUGUGGGGCAGCUGCAGAAGGCGCUGGCCGAAGCGGAGGAAGGCUGGCGCCAGGCGGAGGGCGAGAUGGGCCGUGCCCGGGCAGCGUGGGCCCUGCAGGAGGAGGCGCUCCAGAGGCUGCAGACGGAGCAGCUGGCAAGCAUGCGGGAAGCAGGCCAGGAGAAGCGGCGCCUCCAGGAGCGACUGGACCAGCUGCACCAGGCCCUGGAUGAGAGCAGGAGGCACAGCCAGGGGCUGGCCCAGAGGGGGAGACUGCUGGAGGAGCAGGUCGCAGGCCUGGAGCGCCGGUGCCAGGAGGCAGAGGGCCCGCUGAAGCCCCUGCAGCAGGUGGCCAGCCUGAAGGAGCAGCUGGACGAGGAAAUGCAGUGGUGGCGACAAGCCCGCCUUGGCCAGGCCUUCUGGGCCAAGCAGUGAGCCCUG